Messenger RNA from Dujonia railenensis, 1572 nucleotides. Lineage: Eukaryota; Fungi; Ascomycota; Pichiomycetes; Serinales; Debaryomycetaceae. The record is from the annotation of a GenBank genome assembly.
AUGUCAACUCUUAAAGAAAAAAAGGAGCUUUUUGUUUCCGACCUAUUAGGAGGCUCAAUCUCAGAAAUAUACUACGUAACUGGUGUUGCACUUAGCGCGUAUUUGGCAGUUUUAUUGUUGCAAAAAUACCAGAUACCUCUGCUGGUGCCGUUUGACUACUUUUUGAAUAAGUUGACGCUUUUGAUGUCGAUAACUAUAUAUAGUAACCAUGUGAAAAUAUUGCAUUUAUUGAUUUUAUUGCCAGUGACCUUGGCAGUACUUUACAAAAUCAAUGAUUCCAAAAGUGAAAAAUCCGAUACUAAGAAAAAUAAAAAUAAUAAGAAUAGUAGAAGUAAAAUUGACAAAAGUGUUGAUGGUGUUGAUGCAGACGAAGAUGGCCCCAAACCUCCUAAAUUGCUUGUCAGAAAAUCUUUUCUCACCGCAUACAGGGCCAGUAUGAUUAUCAUCACAAACCUCUCAAUCCUUGCCGUAGAUUUCAAAAUAUUUCCAAGAAGGUUUGCUAAAGUUGAAACAUGGGGCACAUCAUUAAUGGAUCUCGGUGUGGGUUCAUUUGUGUUCUCAAUGGGUCUUGUAAAUUCACGCUCCAUCAUUAAACAAAUCUUUGCACAAGAGAAUAAAAGGUACAGAUUUCUGAUUUCUCAGUAUGUCGCGCUUGUAUGGAAAAAUACAGUUAAGGCGUUGCCCAUAUUGUUGCUUGGGUUCAUCAGACUUGUAAGUGUGAAGUCACUUGAGUACCAAGAACACGUCACGGAAUAUGGAAUUCAUUGGAAUUUCUUCUUCACCUUGGGCUUCUUGCCGAUUGUAAUUGGGAUUUUGGAUCCUUUCUUGAACAUUUUCCCCAGAGCAUUUGUUGCUAUGUCUAUUGGGUUGAUCUAUGAAGUAGCAUUGAGUCAAUUUGACGUAUUAAAGUUCAUUUUGAGGACUGACAAUAGAAUGGAAUCAAUAAUCACCCAAAACAAAGAGGGGAUCUUUUCAUUUUUUGGUUACUUAAGUAUAUUCAUAUUUGGUCAAUCAUUUGGAUCCUUUGUGUUGACCGAUUUCAAAACCCCAAAAAACUUGUUGUGGACUUCAACAUACAAGGAGUAUGAAAAGAUGAAGUUAGAGAAGGGUAAGGGAAAGAAGAAGAAUUCGUUCAUAAGUCGUUGGUUAACCGUCACAACAUCUGAAGGCUUACUUAUAACGACCAUCUUUUAUCAACUACUUUUCUUAUACACCAAGGAUUCACCGUAUUUCAAUAAUAUUUCAAGAAGAAUCGCAAAUUUGCCAUAUGUCUUAUGGGUAGUGUCCUAUAAUUCCUUUUUCUUAUUGGGCUAUAAAGCGAUGGAACUGACUGUAUUUAGAGGUGAAAAGAAACAGCGCACAAGUACUGGAUCUAUGUUAUUAGAGGCAGUGAACAACAAUGGUUUGCUUUGCUUCUUGCUCGGAAACUUGGGUACCGGGUUAAUCAAUAUGAGCAUUGACACUAUAGAAUGCAGUGACGGCGUGGCUUUUGGAAUUUUGUGUGCAUACGGGCUUGUAUUGACAGUAAUUAUGAUUGUAUUAGAUCUAAACGGGAUAUAUGUAAAAAUUUAG